AUGUCAGAUACUCGAUCGGACUGUCAGAAACUCGGGUCGCCUGAAAUUGCUCGUCAUCAGUUCUUGUUGACCGUUCUCCCCCUGCCGGCUCCCCCCACCUACAAUUGCCUGUUGACCACCAACUUGCACUUGCCCCUCAAACUUGCAACCGGCAACUUCUUCUUACAACAACUUCAACUUGAACAACUUCACCUUCAAGUCACUCUUAGCAGCACCAUCAUGGCGCCCUAUACCAAACCUGAGACCGUGCUUAGGCGCUCCGAGGAGCUCCUCUCGGUCAACCAACCCAUGUCCGCCUUGGCAUCGAUCUCUGAAAUCUUCUCCUCCAAGCGAUUCAGACAAACACCCCUCUCCUCACUCGAACCGAUCAUGUUACGAUUCAUCGAUCUCUGUGUCCUCCUCAGAAAAACUCGGAACGUCAAGGAGGGUCUACACAUGUACAAGAAUGUAGCCCAAAACACUAGCGUCAGUAGUGUCGAAAUGGUCGUCCAGCACUUCAUCACCAAAUCCAAGGAGAAGUUGGACGAAGCCUUGGCUAAGGUGGAUGAGAUCGAAGGGCCACUCGUCGCCGAAGGAGCUGACCAGGAGAACGGCGCCGCUCUCGUCGAUGAUCUCGAGGCUACCGAAACCCCUGAGAGUUUGCUGAUGUCCACCGUCAGCGAGGAAAAAUCUAGAGAUCGUACCUAUCGAGAAUUAGUUACCCCAUGGCUGAGAUCGCUCUGGGAGGCCUAUCGAACUGCUCUUGACAUACUCAGGAACAAUUCUCGUCUGGAAAACUUCUACCAGCAAAUCGCCACCGAGGCCUUCGAGUUCUGUCUCACCCACACCCGCAAGACCGAGUUUAGAAGAUUGGCAGAAACUUUGCGAUCGAACCUCGCAUCAUCCCAAAAAUACACCAACCAGGCCCACUCCAUCAACCUGUCCGAUCCUGAUGUGCUUCAGCGUCAUCUCGAGACUCGCUUCCAGCAGCUCAACACAUCUGUCAAGCUUGAGCUAUGGCAGGAAUCCUUCCGCACCGCUGAAGAUAUCAACGGGCUCAUCGGUUUGAGCAAAAAGGUACCCAAAAACCAUGUCAUGAGUGCCUUCUACGAAAAGAUGAUCCGAGUCUUUGGCGUGGGUGAGAACCACUUGUUCCACGCGGCUGCUUACAACAAGUAUUUCACCAUCCAAGCCAACGUUGCGGCCGAUCAACCGGACAAACUCAAAAAGUUAUCCGGUCUUGUCUUGUUAUCUGCCUUAGCCGUACCGGUCGUUGGCUCGAGCACAUCUACCAAUGAACCUCAAAGGAAGAUGAGAGACAACGAGGAGGACUCAAACAGCUUGAACAAGACCAAACUGGGUCGUCUCGCUAGCCUGCUGGGGUUGACUUCCUUGCCCACUCGUGCGAACCUGUUGAAGGACGCUCUGAUGAGAGGAGUACUGAAGAAGUCGUCGCCCGAGCUGCACUCGUUAUACGAAAUCCUUGAAGUCGACUUUCAUCCACUCUCGAUCACUUCCAAGAUCCAACCCAUCUUACAGCAGCUUUCUGAGGAUGAAGAAACCAAGCGAUAUGUCGAGCCACUGAAAGAGGUCGUGCUCACUCGUCUCUUCCAACAACUCUCCCAAGUGUACGAUUCCCUGAAAUUAAAUCGAGUGAUCAAAUUAGCAUCCUUCGGAGAUUCUGAGCCUGAGAACUUGAAAAUCACUCGCAUUAGAGUUGAGAAGUUUUUGAUGGAAGCUUGCAAACGUGGUGAAUUGGAGGUGACGUUGGACCAUUCAAGCCAGCUGAUCAAGUUUACAGAUCGGAUGUUCGAAAACGAAACUAACAGUCAGAUCAGCUCAACCCAACUUCCGACUUCGAACAUUCCAUCCUUACUGAGCUUCAACAAGGACCAAGACUUGGUCCCCACUCAGAGUCUCGCCAAAAGUGGCGUCCUUCAACCCAACUCGGCCAGCUUACUUCGUACUCAUCUAACCCGCUUGGCCAGCGCCCUCACAGUCUCGCUCAAUCACAUCAUGCCUGUUCUGUCGACGAUCAAUGAGACUGCCACACCAGACCUUCAUCUGGUGAAAUCGGUUGCCCUGCAAGCCUUACAGAUUGACGGUCCUAAACAGAGAAAGAUGCUACAGAAACGGAAGGUGACGAUCGAAGAACGAAAACGAAAGGUCGAAGAGCUCAGGCAGAAGCAAGAUAUCGAGGAAGCAAAAGCUAAGGCGCUGAGGAUCAUCCAAAUCCAAGAAGAACAACAGAUUCGCCUGCAGAAGCAGAAUAAGGAGAGAGAGAUCAAGAAACUCAAGGAUGAAGCUGAUAAAAUUCGGGCGGCUGAAGCCGAGAAAGUUGCUAUGGCGUUGGCUGCUCAGGCCGGUCUGAACGUUGAUAUCAAGAACUUGAAGGGCGUAGAUACCAACACGAUCAUUCAAAUGGGAGUCGAACAAAUCGAAAAGGAGAAGAAAGAGUUGGCAGCGAAAAUGAAAACGGUCAACAAACGAUUAGAUCAUACCGAACGAGCCAUGCGACGAGAAGAGAUUCCCCUGUUGGCGGAGGACUACAAACUCCAACAAAUCAGGGAUGAGACGAAUAUGAAGAAGUUACAAGAGGAACUUGUCGAAGGAUUGCAAACUAAGCACGCAAAUGAGGUGACGAUCAAACACAAGUUGCAGAAGAUGAUGCCCGACUUCCUCAAAUUCAAAGAACGGAUAGCCAACCAACGAGGCCAUGAUUACAAGAAAGCCAAGGAAGAAUCGCUGAUCAAGAUCGAGCAAGCGAAGAUCGAGCGUCGUGCCCAGGUGGUCAAGGAGCGCAAGCUUGCGAAAGCCAAGGCGGCCGAGGAGCUCAAAAUGAAGGAGGAGGAGGAGCGACUCGAAGAGGAACGCAAGAAGAAGCAGGCAGAAAUUGACGAGCAGGAGCGCAUCCUCAAGGCCGAGGCCGAGGCUAAAGCUAAAGCCAUGCGUGAGGAACGUGAGAAAGAGAGGGCUGCUGCUGCUGAAAUGGCUGCUAAACAAGCCCAGAGAGAAGCCGAAGCUAUGGCUAAGAGAGAAAAUAAAAAACUCGCCGAACGAGCCGCUGCUCCACCUUCCGCUGGGCCGGCAGCACCGACGGCUGAACCAUGGCGACGAACGGGACCAGGAAUCGGAGCAGGCGCGGAGGCGGGGGCGAUAGUGAGUGGGGUAGCGGCGUCGGCGGCUGAAGCCCGACCACCGGUGGUAGCUGAGCUCAAGCGGCCGACGAUCCUGCCCGGUGCGACCAAGGCGGGUGGCUGGCGAGAGCGACUGGCAAUGAAGGGUGGCGAGGAGAGCGAGAGCACCAGCCCGGUCGGCGGCCUCAGUCGCGUUUCCUCCGCCUCGGGCACCCGCCGCGACAAUCUUCCGCCUCCUUCCACCGGAACGGGUGGCUCCGGAAACGCCUACAAACCUCCCCAGAAUCGUACCGAACCUGGCUCGGGAGCUAAUUCAAGAACCCCGAGUGGAAGAGGUGCCUCCAGAUGGUAGUCUUCUCUUGUCUCUUGGUUGCCCAAAUCCGUACUUUCGUUCCGCUUCCAAAAAUAAGUUCAUUCAUACAUAUUCUACCCACCCAUUUACCUUUCCCUAUCUCUCUAUCUAUAUGACUACAAAUUAGAAGAAACUACAAAAAAAACCCUCAUAGGGUUUGUUCUUAGUUACCAACAACUCUUACCAGAUCUUUUCUCUCGUUUCUUUUUUUUUUCUUUUGUUCUGGUCAAUGGGUUCGAUCUUGGGAUUCGGUCCGAGUUAGAAGCUUUUGGUCCCCUUUAGUUUUCUUUUGUUUUAUGUUAUUAUUGUUUUUUUUGUUUGAUGACUAGUAGACUAGAAUCAAAUGACGAAAAAGAUAUGGUUUGCUUUC
Molecule: messenger RNA, 3838 nt
Organism: Puccinia graminis f. sp. tritici CRL 75-36-700-3
Lineage: Eukaryota; Fungi; Basidiomycota; Pucciniomycetes; Pucciniales; Pucciniaceae
Exons: 7
Coding region: 1-3468 (1155 amino acids)
Biological process (GO): formation of cytoplasmic translation initiation complex; translation reinitiation
Cellular component (GO): eukaryotic translation initiation factor 3 complex, eIF3e; multi-eIF complex; eukaryotic translation initiation factor 3 complex, eIF3m
Molecular function (GO): translation initiation factor activity; mRNA binding
Source: RefSeq, a predicted model, not a curated record